This is a messenger RNA of Mytilus trossulus (common blue mussel), 5437 nucleotides long. Its product is annotated as condensin complex subunit 3-like. Gene Ontology annotation, biological process: mitotic chromosome condensation. The record is from RefSeq and is a predicted model, not a curated record. The transcript has 23 exons. Gene Ontology annotation, molecular function: protein binding. NCBI's taxonomy places the organism in Eukaryota, Metazoa, Mollusca, Bivalvia, Mytilida, Mytilidae. The coding region runs from base 316 to 5280 and encodes 1654 amino acids. Gene Ontology annotation, cellular component: condensin complex; cytoplasm; condensed chromosome.
ACACUGGUCUAGUGUUGUAUCAAGGAGAAUUUUAAGCCACAACUUGACCUAGAUAAUUAAAAUUUAUAUACAUUGUUACGUAUGUUUAAAUAAAUCAUACAUUUGAUGUCAUUUUCCUCGAUUUUGAUGUGAAUUUCAUCUAUCCUACCAUAGUCUAAAAUCGUUCAUCUUGUCAAUUCGUUAGGUAUUUGUAUUUGAACUUAACACACAGGGAAAACUCUGCAUUGACGUCACUACACUACUUCCGGCGUAGAAAAACAGUGCAGAAUACAUUUUUCUACACUUUUGAAUAAAAAAACAUUUCUGAAGGCCAACAUGAAGCAGCCAACAAUGAAAGAAGUGUUUGAACAAUGCCAGAACAGUAUGAAAAGUCACAGUAACCUGUUGAAAUAUAUGGAAAAAUUGUAUGACAAGACUGAGUUUAGCAAAUUUUGGUCAGAUUUUAAUCACUAUCUGAAGUAUCCUAUGAUUGUAUUUCAACGUGAGCCUGUUGUUGAGAGGACUAUAGAUUUUAUCGCCAAGUUUGUGACCUCUGUUAAUCCUGAUCCUGAAGCACCUGGUACUGAUAAGGAUGACUCUUUACUGGAUGAAGUAUCACAGAACAGAUUAUUGUUAAACAUGUUUGAAUUUCUUUUGAAGUCUCAUAAUGUAAAUUCAAGAGCAGUAAGAUUCAGAUGUUGUCAGCUGAUCAACAAAAUUCUGAACAAUCUUGGUGAUGAUGCUCAGAUUGAUGAUGACCUAUAUGACAAGAUAUAUCAGUGCAUGCUUGAACGAUUACGAGAUAAAGAACCUGUUGUCAGGUUUCAUGCAGUCAUGGCGUUGGCUAGACUUCAAGAUCCUAAGGAUGAAAAUUGUCCAGUUAUUAAAGCAUACCUGUUUUUAAUCCAGUCAGAUCCUAAUCCAGAAGUAAGACGUGCUGUGAUGUCCUGUAUAGCCCCCUCACCUAAGACACUGCCAGCUAUCCUAGAGAAAACAAGAGAUGUUAAAGAUACAGUUAGAAAGACAGCUUAUAAUGUAUUGGGUGAAAAAGUUCAUAUCAAGGCCCUGUCAAUAGCUAACAGAGAAAGACUUUUACAAGAGGGCCUGACAGAUAGAAUUGAGAGUGUAAAAGAAGCUUGCUCUUCCAAACUACUACAGGCUUGGCUGAGAACAUUUGGUGGCAAUGUUUUGGAGCUCCUUGGUGCACUUGAUGUAGAGUAUGCCACAGGCACAUGUGAAUUGGUUCUCAACACAUUGUUCAAGCACACAUCAACUGCAGAAUUGAUUAAAAAUUUCGAUAUCUUGAAUGAGAAAGUGUUGAUUCCACAAGAGAAGUUGAAUGCAGAGAGUGUUAUGUAUUGGAAUAUGUUGUGUAAACACAUUCAUGGUCUUGGAACAGAUUUUGAUGCUGAUUUAGAAAAAGUUCUGCCAAAUUGUCUGGAAUUUUCAACCUAUAUCAAAGAAUAUGUUGAUACCUUGAAAGGCUGUGAUGAUAUCGAUAUACAGUUACAGAAACAGUUUGUCAUACAACAAUUGUUAGCUAUUACUGUUUACAUGGAUUUGGCAGAUACAGUGUCACGAAAAGCAAUGGAAAACUUAUUGAGUUCUAUGUUAACUGCAGACCAUGUGGCUUUCAAUCUGGUAAAAUUUAUCAUUCCUCGACUGUGUGAGAUAAAAGACUACUCUGAUAGUUUGGUCAACCAGAUGGCAGUUACGAUAUCAGAUAUCCGUGAACCAAUCACGACUGUGGAGAAAGAUGUCAAUGAGGAAAUGAGAAGACAGAAUGACCUCAAGGUUGCAGGUAUUCGUGUUAAAAUCAAUCAGUUAAAGGAAGAUAUGGAUGAAAGUAUUCGCAGUCAGGAUUUCUCCAAAGCUGCAGAGAUCAAAGAGUCAAUCAAAGGUCUGGAUGAAGAAAGGGAUAAGGUUUUGAAAGAUAAUGAACCACAGACAGAAGAGGUCAAGUCAGAAAAGACUGACGUAGCAACAUUACUGAAAUGUCAGGCCAUUGUAGCUGAGAUGUUAGAAGCAUUACCACUGAAGACACUGAACCCAACUCUUCAGACUUUAAUAGAAACUUUGAUAUUACCAGGAAUAAUGAAUGAAGAUGCAGGAAUAAGAAACAUGGCUGUCAGGUCACUAGGAAUGUGUUGUUUGUUAAAUAAAGAUCUGGUUUUAGUACAUCUACCACUGUUUAUGCAGGCUUCCCAGAUUGAUGUUGAAUGUGUGAGAGUGACUUCUCUGAAAGUGAUGAUUGAUUUGUUACACAUGCAUGGUACAGAAGCUAUUAAACAUGCUGGUAAGAAGCCUACCGAAGAGCAGCUCAAUACUAGUAGUGAUUUAUAUGAGGAACCAACUGAUAAUUCUGAACAGGCAUCAAAACUGGUAGCCUUCCUUACAGCUUUCUUGGAUAGCCAGAACUCUGAACUACGUACUAUUGCUGCUGAAGGCAUGUCUAAGCUGAUGCUAUCAGGAAGAGUGGUAUCUUCAAAGAUCCUGUCUCACCUUUUAUUGUUAUGGUAUAACCCAGUAACUGAAGAUGAUACACAUCUUCGUCAUUGCCUUGGAACAUUCUUGCCAAUAUUUGCUUUUGCUGGAAGAUCUAACCAAGAAAUGAUUGAGGAAGCUUUCCUGCCCACAUUGAAGACCAUAGUCAGUGCUCCAUUAUCUAGUCCACUUGCUGAAGUCAAUCCAGACAAUGUAGCUGAAUUAUUGGUACAACUGACAAACUCAAAACUGUUACUGGAAAAUCAGAAAUCGGAAGAACAAACUACUGAGAAUCCAGGCCAUGAUAACUUAGCUAUAACGAUAUGUAAUGAAAUUCUGUCUAACCCUGAGGCCAAUACUCUGAAGGUGUUCGUCAAAGUUCUGAACCAGCUGGAAUUUUCACCUCAUAAUGUUGUUAACCUUAAAGAGAUUGCAGUGCUAACUGAGAAGAUAUCAAAAGUUAUAAAAGAUAACCAAUGUCUGAAGACAGUAGAAAAGAUCAAAGCUUAUGUUAAUUCCUUGCUUCCUGAGGAAUCUCCAAGCAUGGAGGAAGAUAAUAACACAGAUGAACAAACAGAAGCCAUGGAGGAGAAAGGUGAUGGAGAUGCCAACACAACAGUUGAUCGUUCAGCUCUUAAUGACACGGCUCAACAACUGGAAGGAUCAUUGUUUCAAGAAUCAAGAACUUUAAAGAGAAUAAAAUCCAUUACAUCAACCAAGUCAUUAGAUGCAUCAGAAUUAGAAGCUGAUAUAAGAGAAUUGCCAGUGUUCCCAGAAAUUCAGGAAGAGCCAGACACACCAAGGUUAAUAGGAGUAAAAACCCCAUCUAAAAGUCUUAAAAGAACACCAGCCAAAGGUGUAACACCUCUUAAAGGACAAACCACCAAGACAAUGAAACCAUCUAAACUGACAGAUGUAGAGAGUAGAAAUGCUGCAUCUUCUGAAGAUAACCCUGACAAUGAAACUGUAUCUUCUGGGAACGAAAAGGAAAACUCUACAUUAAGAGGCAGAACACCAACAAAAAGAAAAACUAAAGAUGAUGAAGAAAGUCCUGUUCAAAUCAAGUCACCGAAAAGUUCAUCUUCUAAGAAAUCUCCGGCAAGGAAAGAAUCCCCUUCUAAGUCUCCAGCUAGAGCAGAUAAAUCUCCUAGAGGGAGAACCCCCACAAAAAGGAAAACAACUACUGAAGAACAUAGCCCAGUUCAUAGGAAGUCAUCUAAAAAGAGUUCACCAGAUAGAGUUGAGAAAUCCCCUGGUAGAGGAAAAACACCUACUAAGAGAAAAGCAGUUACAGAUGAAACUACUUUGCAGGGCAAAUCACCUAAAAAGCCUACACCUGCUAAAAAAUCUCCCUCAAAAACAGAUAGUAUCCCUAAAAGCCGAGCAGCCACAAGAGGCCAGAAAACUAUUGAAAAAGUACAAACUCCUACCAAAGGAAAAUCACCAGUAAGAGGGAAAUCUGCAAAAUCCCCAUCCAGACCAGAAACACCUUCAAAAGGAACGCCACAAAAAGUCAAAUCUCCAACCAGGAAAGAGACUACAACUAAAGUCAAAUCUCCUAGAACAAUGACACCUACAAAGGGAAAAUCUAAUACCAGAAUGGGGACACCAACCAUGGCAACACCUCCAGUUAAAAGAACUACUAGGGGUAAAUCUCCAAAAACAAUAACUCCAACAAAAGGACAACCAUCAGCUGCAGACACAACUCCAAUAGCCAAAAAGAUUCAAAGCAAAGAAAAACCAUCCGAGAGUCCAGCUUCUGUUAGAAGUAGAAGGGCAGUAGAUCAAAAGAAAGAUACAGCUAAACCAGUUGGUAGUUUAGCCAAAAAAUCGCCAUCGCCUGUCAAAAAUACUGGUAGAAGUACAAGAGGAAAGGCAUCAUCUAUAAUCUCUGAUGAUGAGCUAUCAACUAGUUCGUCAGUUCAAUCACCAAGGGUCAAUAAAAAGGCUGCUUCAUCAGAGGAUGAGGAUGAUAUACCGUCAACCGACUCAUCUGUAAUCUCUGUCACCAGAAGUACCAGACGCAAUAGAAAUGUGUCAGGAGAACCAUCAACUAAAUCUCCUGUCCCAUCUGUCACCAGAAAUAUUAGACGUGCAAAGAAAAUGGCAAUUGAUGAUGAUUUACCUUCCACUGAUUCAACCCUGAAGUCAAGCCCUAGAAAUACUAGGAAGAAAGUACCAGCUAAAGGUACCAGAACAAAAGCCAAAAAUACUCCUUCAGUAUCUGAUGACGAAGAUACAAUGUCAACUGAUUCAUCAAUUAAAAGACCAGUCAGGGGUACCAGGAAAACAGUUAUUUCAGACAGUGAGGAAUCUGUUAAAUCUACGUCCAGAUUGACAAGAAGAAAGCCAGUAGAUACCUCAGAUGAUGAUUCUGUCAGGUCUACAGCUAGUAGUCAGCGUUCUACAGCAAGUAAAAUAUCUGAUGAUGACACAGAUUCCUCUAUUGUAUCAGGCACCAGGAGUACCAGGAAGAAAGGGUCUAUCAAAAAACCUUCCAUUACAUUGCAAGAACUAGCAGCAGACAGUGACUCUGAAAGUGGUUCACCUGCUAAGGUUUCCCAUCAUAGGAUUAAAUCAACAAGGAAAAUGACUAAAGACUUGGAAACUGUUUUGGAUGAAAGUGAUUUGGAUACUGUAUUUGAAUCUCCAUCUAGAGGAACAAGGUCUGCGGCAAAACCAACUAAAAAGGCUACAGAGGAAAAAGUUUCAAAUGAGAAGAAAGGUAAAUCAACAAGAAGCAAACCAGAUAACAAGGCACCAGAAAUCAAUCAGCCAAGAUCAAGGAGAACUCUGAGAAGCAAACAGUCAGAUUGAUUAGCAUUAGAUGACAGCAGCAGUUUAAUAUAAUUGAUACCAAAGCAUCAAUAUAAACUUUCUUAAUUUAUACCUGUUAGUCUAUUCCAUGUGUUCAUACUUUUUUUUGUAAAAGUUCUGACAUUUUAUUAUUUUAAAUUAAAAAAAUUGUACCUUG